Symbiodinium necroappetens is the source of this 609-nucleotide messenger RNA. The record is from the annotation of a GenBank genome assembly. Lineage: Eukaryota; Dinophyceae; Suessiales; Symbiodiniaceae.
AUGUCGCUGCUGGCCAAUGGAACGAUGAAAGAGCGAGGCGAGCUCCUUCGAAAAUGGAUCUCCUCGGGGGAGAACCUUGCAAGCUGUGAGGCCCAGGUGACUGCAUCGAGGAAAAGCACAGCCACGGGGCGCCGCAGGCGGCGCCUCGUGGCUGUCAAGGACAUGAUCAAUAGUCCGUACAACUUUUCGCAGUGCCUUGGUGGAAUCGGUGUCGUUUUCGUGGCAGUGAUCAUCAACCAAAAUGUGCUCCUAGCUAGAAGUUUACAAGUCUCGCAAUGCCUGGCUGGAAUGGUCGGUGUGUCAAUCUUCCUGCAAAAGAUCGAAAGCAUCAUCAGCAGGGGCGGAGGUGUUGAAGACAUCGACGCUCCGGGCUGCUUGCCCGAACCAAAGUUUUGGGUGACGGUGGAAGAGGAAAUGGUGGACGAGACCGAAGCGUCAGUGGAGCAAAACAUUUCGGUGCGAGCGCGACCGUCUGCCGACAUGUUCACCUCGAUCCUCGAUGUUGGCCAGCUCCAGCGACAGGCCCAGUCCAGCCCCCUGAAUGGAGAUGUGCUCAGGGCAUUCGACACCUACAACACCGAGAUCGCGAAAGCAGCCAACAUCGACGGU